Messenger RNA from Balearica regulorum gibbericeps (East African grey crowned-crane), 1817 nucleotides. The record is from RefSeq and is a predicted model, not a curated record. Lineage: Eukaryota; Metazoa; Chordata; Aves; Gruiformes; Gruidae.
CAGCAGCAUGAACCUGAAGAAGUACUUCAUUCGGGCGCUGCACCGCCUGCAGAAGGGCCCUGGCUACACCUACAAGGAGCUGCUGGUCUGGUACUGCGACAACACCAACACCCACGGCCCGAAGCGCAUCAUCAAAGAGGGGCCGAAGAAGAAAUUAAUUUGGUUCUUCCUAACGCUGCUCUUUGCAUCUCUGGUCUUCUGGCAGUGGGGUAUCCUCAUCAACACCUACCUCUCCUAUAACGUCACGUCAUCUCUCUCUAUUGGCUUUAAAACCAUGAAGUUCCCAGCAGUCACGGUCUGCAAUGCCAACCCUUUCAAAUACUCAGAGGUGAAGCAUCUGCUGAAAGAACUGGACAGGCUCAUUGAAGCAGCACUGGAGAGGAUCCUGCAGCCUGCGCCGUGGAACAGCAGCGAGAACGCCUCCCCACCACUCGACCUGGAGCUCUGGCACCAGAUACCCCUGGUCCUUAUCGACGAGCACGACAAAGACAACCCCGUCAUCCUGGACAUCUUUGAGAGUAACCAGACCACUGCGGGCAACCAAACGGCUGCUCCACCUGCCCCAGCCAACACGACGUCGGAAGAAAAGAAGUACAAGCUGGCGGUGAAGCUGUGCAGCCAUCAGGGCCCCGACAACUGCACCUACAGGAACUUCACCAGCGCGGCGCAGGCGGUGACCGAGUGGUACAUCCUGCAGUCCACGAGCAUCCUCUCCAAAGUCCCGCUGCAAGAGAGAAUCAAGAUGGGCUACCAGGCAGAAGACAUGAUCCUGGCGUGUCUCUAUGGGGCUGAACCCUGCAACUACAAGAAUUUCACUCAAAUCUACCACCCAGACCACGGUAACUGCUACAUCUUUAACUGGGGCAUGGACGAAGAGGCUUUGAAUUCUUCCAACCCCGGAGCUGAGUUUGGGCUGAAGUUAAUUCUGGACAUCAGCCAGCAAGACUAUAUCCCCUACCUGUCAUCCGCUGCCGGGGCCAGGCUCAUGCUGCAUCAACAGAAGAGCUUCCCCUUCCUUAAGGAUCAGGGCAUCUAUGCAAUGGCCGGGACAGAAACCUCCAUCGGCGUGUUAGUGGAUGAACUGGAACGGAUGGGUUAUCCCUACAGUGACUGCACCAUGAACGGGUCUGAUGUCCCUGUAAAAAAUCUCUAUAGCCAAUAUAAUACUUCCUAUUCCAUACAGGCUUGCCUGCGCUCUUGUUUCCAAAAUCACAUGAUUGAAAUCUGUGGAUGUGGUCAUUAUAUGUUUCCUUUACCUGAAGGGGUAAAUUAUUGCAAUAACGAAGAUAACCCAGGUUGGGCAUAUUGCUAUUCAUCACUGAGAUCAAGUAUAAGGCACAGACAGAUUUGUAUUGACUCUUGUAAGGAAACGUGCAACGACACACAGUAUAAGAUGACCAUCUCCAUGGCAGACUGGCCGUCUGAAGCUUCAGAGGACUGGAUUUUCCAUAUUCUGUCUUAUGAAAGGGAUAUGUCAACAAAUGUGACUCUGGACAGAAACGGGAUCAUCAAGCUGAACAUUUACUUCCAGGAGUACAACUACCGCACCAUCUCGGAGUCUGCCGCCACGACGAUCGUUUGGCUGCUGUCAAGCCUGGGAGGCCAGUUCGGGUUCUGGAUGGGAGGCUCGGUGCUGUGCCUCAUUGAGUUUGGGGAAAUCAUCAUUGACUCGCUGUGGAUCACCAUUAUUAAUGUGAUCAGCUGGUGCAAAGGCCUGAAGCAGAAGCGGGCGCAGGCGCGGUACCCAGACGCCCCCCCAACGGUGUCAGAACUGGUGGAGGCUCACACCAACCUGGGCUUCCAGCACGAGGACGCAG